Zonotrichia albicollis (white-throated sparrow) is the source of this 1222-nucleotide messenger RNA. Its product is annotated as putative glutamine amidotransferase-like class 1 domain-containing protein 3B, mitochondrial. The record is from RefSeq and is a predicted model, not a curated record. NCBI's taxonomy places the organism in Eukaryota, Metazoa, Chordata, Aves, Passeriformes, Passerellidae.
GGCAGCGAGCAGAGCUCACAGCGGCCACAGGGGCUCUCCGGGCACUCCGCUGCUGCCGGGGACCAUGGCCAAGCGGGUGGCCGUGCUGCUGGCGGGCUGCGGCGUGUUCGACGGCAGCGAGAUCCACGAGGCGUCCGCGGUGCUGGUGCAUCUCAGCCGGGAGGGGGCUCAGGCUGAGGUUUAUGCUCCCAACACCCCCCAGAUGCACGUGGUGGACCACGUGAAGGGGCAGCCCACGGCGGAGCAGCGCAAUGUCCUGGUGGAAAGCGCCAGGAUAGCCAGAGGCAACAUCAAGGACCUGGCCACGCUGGAUGUCAAGGGGCUGGACGCCCUCAUCAUCCCAGGUGGCUUCGGGGUGGCAAAAAACCUGAGCACUUGGGCCACGCAGGGCAAGAACUGCAGCGUCUCCAAAGAGGUGGAGGCUGUGCUGAGGGCAUUCCAUGCUGCCCACAAACCCAUCGGGCUGUGCUGCAUCUCCCCCGUGCUGGCAGCCAAAAUCUUCCCGGGCUGUGAGGUCACCGUGGGCCACGACACGGAGUGUGAGCAGUGGCCUUAUGCCAAGACUGCCGAGGCCAUGAAGGAGCUGGGCUGCAGACACGUCAACAGCCAGGUCACCGAGGCCCACGUGGACGCCAGGAACCUCCUGGUGAGCACCAGCGCCUUCAUGUGCAACGCCCCCAUCCACCAGGUGCACGACGGCAUCGGCAGCAUGGUGAGGGAGGUGCUGCGGCUGGCCUGAGCUGCCGCAGGCACCCAGCCCCGCCCCGCGGAGCCUGUCCCUCCCUGUCACAGCAACAGCUAAAGGGACACUCUGGCUCUGCCCCAGAGCUCUGGUGGCUGCUGAGGAGGGACAAUCCUGGAGGUGGCGUGCUCUGCCAAGGACACGUCGCUCCCUGGCAGGAGCUGGGAUGGAGCUGCCGUGGGAUCGUGGCAUGGGAGGGACCUCAAAGCUCAUCCUGUGCCAGGCUCCUCCCAUGGGCAGGGACCCCUUCCACUGGCCCAGGCUGCUCCAUCUGGCCUUGGACACUUCCAGGGAUCCAGGGGCAGCCACAGCUUCUCUGGGCCCAGGGAGGAAUUCCAUCCCAAAAUCCCACCUCUCCCUGCCACAGGCUCCCCCAGGGCUCAGGGUCAGCUGCUCCCCAACCCCUCCCUCAGGCAGUGAAUUGUGGCCAAAGGAAGGAACCAGCUCUGCUACCAAAUAAAACCUGAUGCUUCUACUGAA